This is a messenger RNA of Aphanomyces astaci, 1554 nucleotides long. RefSeq names its product fumarate hydratase, class II. The record is from RefSeq and is a predicted model, not a curated record. Gene Ontology annotation, biological process: malate metabolic process; fumarate metabolic process; tricarboxylic acid cycle. The transcript has a single exon. Gene Ontology annotation, cellular component: tricarboxylic acid cycle heteromeric enzyme complex. Gene Ontology annotation, molecular function: fumarate hydratase activity. The coding region runs from base 39 to 1448 and encodes 469 amino acids. NCBI's taxonomy places the organism in Eukaryota, Oomycota, Saprolegniomycetes, Saprolegniales, Verrucalvaceae.
CAAAGACUGACUUCCACGCGACGUCAACAGUCGACACGAUGGCAGCAGCAGCUCCAACCUACCGCAUUGAGAAGGACACGAUGGGCGAGAUCCAAGUCGAGUCACAUCGGUAUUGGGGGGCCCAGACCCAGCGCUCCCUGGAGAAUUUCACCAUCGGCGGGCAGCGCAUGCCGGUCGAGAUUAUUCGCGCGUUUGCGAUUCUCAAGAAAGCAGCGGCGCAAGCCAACCACGAGCUGGGCGUGCUCUCUGCUGACAAGGCGGCGUUGAUCAGCUCUGUGUGCGACGAGAUCUCGUCGGGUGCAUUGGACGCCGAAUUCCCGCUCGUGGUGUGGCAAACCGGAUCGGGCACCCAGAGCAACAUGAACGUGAACGAAGUUGUGGCCAACCGCGCUCAUGUGGUGACCGGCGGCAGUCUGUUGGACGCCAAGAAGACUAUCCACCCCAACGACGAUGUGAACAAGUCGCAGUCAUCCAACGACACGUUCCCCACCGCCAUGUCCAUCGCCGCGUACAAGCUCGUGGUGGACAACACACUUCCGAACGCGAGGAAACUCCGUCACACGCUCCAGAACAAAGUCGACCAGUUCCGCGACGUCAUCAAGAUCGGGCGCACGCAUCUCAUGGACGCGACGCCGCUGACGCUAGGCAUGGAGUUCUCGGGGUAUGUCGCGCAGCUAGACCAUGCCAUCCGGGCCAUCGAAGCCACAUUAGACCACUUGUCCGAGCUCGCGCUGGGCGGGACCGCCGUCGGCACCGGCCUCAACACCCCUCCCGGCUACGACGUGCUCGUGGCGGCCAAAAUCGCGGCGCUGUCUGGCCAUCCUUUCAAGACCGCGGCAAACAAGUUUGAGUCCCUCGCGGCACACGACGCGAUCGUCGGGUCCUCCGGGGCCCUCAAGAAGCUGGCGGUCAGCUUGAUGAAGAUCGCCAGCGACGUCCGGCUGCUCUCGUCCGGACCUCGCUGCGGCAUUGGCGAGAUCAGCAUCCCCGAAAACGAACCUGGCUCGUCUAUCAUGCCCGGGAAGGUGAACCCGACGCAGUGCGAGGCCAUGACGAUGGUCUGUGCGCAAGUGAUCGGCAACGACACGGCCAUCAGCAUCGGCGGUAUGAGCGGCCACUUUGAGCUGAACGUGUUCAAGCCCUUGAUCAUCUUUAACUUUUUGAUGUCGGCACGCCUCCUGGGCGACGCCUGUGACUCGUUUGAUAAGCACUGCGCCGUGGGUAUCCAGGCCAACCCUGUUGUCAUUGAGCGGCAUCUAGAGAACUCGCUAAUGCUGGUCACGGGACUGAACACGCACAUUGGCUACGACAACGCCGCCAAGAUCGCCAAGAAGGCUCACAAGGAAGGCACGACGCUCCGCCAAGCUGCGCUCGACCUCAAGCUGCUCACGUCGGAACAGUAUGAUCAAUGGGUUGUGCCGCGCAAUAUGAUUGGCAGCUUGCAAUAAGAGUACUAUGAUACCUACUGUAGUCGUUUAUACUGUCAUAACUUGUGGCAAAUAUGUUGGAAUGCCAAGACAACAACUAGUUGUUCAUGGAUUACUUACUUGUGGC